AUGCAGUGUACGUUUAUUCGAUGUGAAUUUCGCAGAAUUGAACUUGCUUCAUGGAAUAAACAUGUUGUUUGGACGUUGUGUAAUAAUAAUAACACACAGGUAGCUGGCACUGUCCCGGGUGGCGUAUACUCUGAUUUACAAAAAGCCGGUGUAAUAAGUGACAUUCUUUCGGGAUUCAACGAUAUACAGACUCGCUGGGUGGCUUACGAUACUUGGACGUAUACGGGACAUUUUGAAGUUGGACACCAUGAUCUUGAAACUUCGAUAGUAAAUUUGGUAUUUGAAGGUGUGGAUACCGUUGCGUUUGUUGAACUGAAUGAUGUUCCUAUUGGUACCACUCAUAAUAUGUUUGUGAGAUAUGUCUUCGACGUUAAACAGCAUCUUAAGAUCGGAAAAAAUGAAUUGAAAGUAUCAUUUGCUUCACCUGUGGAAGUCGCACGUAAUCGUUCCAAAAAGCAUUUCGCUGCGCCCGAUUGCGUGCCGGAUGUAUACAAUGGGGAGUGCCAUGCAAAUCAAAUAAGAAAGAUGCAGGCUUCGUUUAGCUGGGAUUGGGGUCCAGCAUUUCCAUCCGUCGGCCUAUGGAAGCCUGUUUUUAUAGAACUUUACGAUGGAGCUAUAAUACGUUCCGUGACCACUCAUACAGAACAGAAAGAACAAAACUGGGAGUUAAGAAUCGUUGUGCACGUAGAAUCGGGAACAACAAAAAAGCAUGUCACUGGUUAUCUCAGUGCUUCGUUAACGGUCGAUGGUCCUCAAACAAUAAAGAUAGCAAGAAAAGUCGACGUAGUUACAAGAGAUGAUGGGACCGGUGAAUUAGAACUUAAUAUGACCGUCAGUCUUAAUGACAUCAGUCUUUGGUGGCCUAAUGGGUUUGGUGAUCAGACUCUUUACGAUCUGGAAGUUUCUUUAAAAACUCACGAGAAAGGUGAAGAAAUUUGUCAGAAAUCUGUAAAGAUUGGUUUUCGCACACUAGAAGUCAUUGAAGAGGAUGCUUCGAAUAUUUUAGGAAAUACAACAGCUGGAAAGGGUCUCACAUUUUACUUUAAAAUUAAUGGUUAUCCAAUUUUUAUGAAGGGCUCCAACUGGAUACCCGCAAACAUUUUACCAGAACUUGGGUACGAUAAAUCAACAGUGGAUAGUCUUCUAACAGCUGCAAGUGAAACUCACAUGUCGAUGCUCAGAGUUUGGGGUGGAGGCGUAUACGAGUCUGAGUAUUUCUAUGAGAGGUGCGAUCAGCUGGGCAUUUUGAUCUGGCAAGAUUUUCUGUUUGCGUGCGCUAUGUACCCUGCUGAUCCGGAAUUUCUUGAUAACGUUACGGACGAAAUAGAACAAACCGUGAUUCGACUGCAACACCAUCCAUCAAUUGCACUUUGGUCUGGUAACAACGAGAAUGAGGUGGCCUUGAGAGGCAACUGGUACAACACGCAAGCACAAUUCUCCAAGUAUAAAGAGGAAUAUAUCAAACUGUACGUAGACACCAUUAAACCGAUCGUCGAGAAUUUGGAUCCAAACAGACGCUAUCUCGUUUCAAGCCCGUCUAAUGGCUUAGAAUCAGAGCAAGAGGGGUACAUCGCUCAAAACCCAUAUGACCCUUACUAUGGUGAUACGCAUUAUUAUAAUUACUUGUCCGAUAACUGGGACUUAAAUAUAUACCCGAAUACGCGUUUCGCUUCCGAAUACGGUUUCCAAUCUUUGCCGUCCCUAAAAACGAUGUCUACUGCCACAAAGAACAAAGAAGACUAUAAGUUGGAUAGUGCUUAUUCGAAGCACAGACAGCACAGUCCAAACGGUUACGACUUCAUUAAGGACCAAAUUAACCGACAUUUAAAGUUGGAUGAAAGUGACCCGAAGUACUUCGACAAGUUCGUCUUUUACAGUCAGAUAUCCCAAGCAAUGGCAAUGAAGGCAGAGACGGAGUUUUACCGACAAAGCCAAGCAAACUGGUACACGAUGGGUGCUUUAUACUGGCAGCUGAAUGACGUCUGGCAAGCACCGUCCUGGUCUAGUAUAGAAUACGGUGGAAAAUGGAAAAUGCUGCACUACUACGCUAAAUCAUUCUUUGCGCCGGUUUUAGUAUCGCCUCGUCUGCUCCUCACGGGUGCAGUAGACGUCUACGUCAUCAACGACAGGCUCGUGCCACUUGUCGAUAGCAAAAUAAUAAUAGAGUUUUAUAAUUGGAGCAGCUUAAUACCGUUUAAAUCACAGGAACAUCCAGCUAGUGCGGAAAUGCUUUGUGCGGCAAAGCAGAUGUCAAUAAGCUUGGCGGAAUACAGUAAAGAUGAAAUCUUUUUGAAAUUUUCCUUAGACAUAGAGAACGUGCCAUAUUCACCGCAUAACUUUGUUUUCCCGAGGCCGUUAAAAGAAAUAAAAGGUCUGAAGCAACCACACAUAAAGAUAACCGUGGAAAACAACAGCUUUCAAAAUAGAUUUAAAGGGUUUAGAUACGUUGUGAAUAUAGAAGUAGAUGCCGUGAUUCUCUUCCUCUGGCUUGAAACAAACUCACUGGAUGGACGAUUCUUGGACAAUGGUUUUAUAGUAACUCAACCGCGAACAAAAGUCGACUACAUUAUCCAAAAACACGUGUCCGCGCAAGAAUUAGAAAGAAGUAUCACAUAUCAAUACUACUUAAAUUGA
Molecule: messenger RNA, 2634 nt
Organism: Parnassius apollo (apollo)
Lineage: Eukaryota; Metazoa; Arthropoda; Insecta; Lepidoptera; Papilionidae
Source: the annotation of a GenBank genome assembly